Messenger RNA from Arabidopsis lyrata subsp. lyrata, 2396 nucleotides. Its product is annotated as 65-kDa microtubule-associated protein 1. The record is from RefSeq and is a predicted model, not a curated record. The coding region runs from base 412 to 2205 and encodes 597 amino acids. NCBI's taxonomy places the organism in Eukaryota, Viridiplantae, Streptophyta, Magnoliopsida, Brassicales, Brassicaceae. Gene Ontology annotation, molecular function: microtubule binding. The transcript has 10 exons. Gene Ontology annotation, cellular component: spindle; cytoplasm. Gene Ontology annotation, biological process: cytokinesis by cell plate formation; microtubule cytoskeleton organization.
AAAAGUUUUUCCUUUUUUUUCUUUUUACUGUUAGAUUUGAUCAAUUUUGAGGUCUUUAGUCUGUUCCUUAAGGUUUUGAUCACUUUGGUUUUAUCACCAAUGCUGUUCGAUUCUCUUGAAGUUUCUGUUUUUUGUACAGAGAUCUGCUUCUUCUCUUCUACUUGAUCGGAUUUUAGAUUUUGCAUUCUUAGCUUGACUUCGUUUGCUUACUGGUUUUUUGAGCUUCGGAAGUUCAAGACUUUAGUUUCCGACUCUGAAUGUUUGGUCUGUGGAGUUUAAUCUUUGUUUAGAAUGAUUAAUGGUUUUUGGAUUCCCAAAAAGAUUGCAACUUUGAUUGAGAAUAUCUACGGAGUAUCUAUCUUCUGGUGUUUGUUAUUAUUUUGUUCUUAGUUCAAUUUCCUUAUUAUUUUGAUGCAUAAGAAACCUACUGAUUUUGCGACAAUGGCAGUCACAGAUGCUGAAAGUCCUCAUCUUGGGGAAAUUACUUGUGGUACCUUACUUCAGAAGUUGCAGGAAAUCUGGGAUGAAGUUGGUGAGAGUGAUGAGCAACGAGACAAACUGCUUCUUCAGAUAGAGCAAGAGUGUCUUGAUGUUUACAAGAGAAAAGUCGAGCAGGCUGCGAAAUCCCGAGCUGAGCUUCUUCAAACCUUGUCAGAUGCUAAUGCUGAACUUUCCAGCCUCACAACUUCUCUUGGAGAGAAAAGCUUAGUUGGCAUUCCGGAUAAGUCUUCAGGGACGAUUAAAGAGCAACUUGCUGCUAUAGCACCGGCUCUUGAACAACUGUGGCAACAGAAAGAGGAGAGAGUCCGAGAGUUCUCUGAUGUACAAUCACAAAUUCAGAAGAUAUGUGGAGAGAUUGCUGGAGGUUUGAGCAAUGAGGUUCCUAUAGUCGAUGAGUCUGAUUUGUCACUGAAGAAAUUAGACGAUUUCCAGAGCCAACUCCAAGAGCUCCAGAAAGAGAAGAGUGACAGGCUGCACAAGGUGUUAGAUUUUGUGAGUACUGUUCAUGAUCUAUGUGCCGUUCUUGGUUUGGAUUUCUUAAGCACCGUCACCGAAGUUCAUCCGAGCUUAGAUGAAGAAACUGGUGUUCAGUCUAAGAGCAUUAGCAAUGAGACACUUUCAAGGUUGGCUAAAACCGUCUUGACUCUUAAAGAUGAUAAGAAGCAAAGACUUCAAAAGCUUCAAGAGCUGGCUACUCAGCUAAUUGACCUGUGGAAUCUGAUGGAUACUCCUGAUGAGGAAAGGGAGCUUUUUGAUCAUGUUACCUGUAACAUUUCAUCUUCAGUGGAUGAGGUCACUGUGCCAGGUGCUCUUGCACGUGAUUUGAUUGAGCAGGCUGAGGUGGAAGUGCAUAGGCUUGACCAGCUGAAAGCUAGCCGGAUGAAGGAAAUUGCGUUCAAGAAGCAAUCUGAGCUUGAAGAGAUAUAUGCUCGUGCCCAUGUAGAAAUAAACCCGGAAUCUGCUCGUGAGAGAAUCAUGUCGCUGAUUGAUACUGGAAACGUUGAGCCUACUGAAUUAUUGGCAGACAUGGAUAGCCAGAUAGCAAAGGCUAAAGAAGAAGCGUUUAGUAGAAAAGAUAUAUUGGACCGAGUCGAGAAAUGGAUGUCAGCUUGUGAGGAGGAGAGCUGGCUAGAAGACUACAAUCGGGAUCAGAACAGGUACAGUGCAAGCAGAGGCGCACACUUGAAUCUCAAGAGAGCUGAGAAAGCUCGGAUUCUGGUUAGCAAGAUUCCUGCCAUGGUUGACACAUUGGUUGCCAAGACCCGGGCGUGGGAAGAGGAACACAGCAUGUCCUUUGCCUACGAUGGUGUUCCUCUGCUAGCAAUGCUAGACGAGUAUGGUAUGCUUAGGCAAGAACGAGAAGAGGAGAAACGGAGGCUGAGGGAACAAAAGAAGGUUCAAGAACAGCCACACAUAGAGCAAGACUCUGCCUUUAGCACCAGGCCAAGCCCUGCUAGACCGGUCAGUGCUAAGAAAACGGUGGGGCCACGAGCUAACAACGGAGGAGCCAAUGGAACACCAAACCGGCGUUUAUCUUUGAAUGCAAACCAGAAUGGAAGCAGGUCUACUGCAAAAGAAGCAGGGAGAAGGGAGACUCUCAACAGGCCGGCUGCUCCCACAAACUACGUUGCCAUUUCGAAAGAGGAAGCUGCUUCAUCACCGGUUUCUGGUGCUGUAGAUCAUAAAGUUCCUGCUUCACCAUGAUGAUUUGAAAAAAUGAAAAAAGAUCUGUAAUUUUCACUGUUUGAGUUUGUUUUAGGAAGAAAAGGCUCUAUGAAACACCUGAAAGAAGACAAAAGACAUUUGAGAGUAGAAUGGUGUACUAGAAUGUGUAUGUGUGUGUGUUUUGUUAGUGUUGUUUUGAUAGUUGGUACGGUAUCAUCUCGACUCAAAAA